Scheffersomyces stipitis CBS 6054 is the source of this 1608-nucleotide messenger RNA. RefSeq names its product phosphopantothenoylcysteine decarboxylase complex subunit (gene PCD1.1). NCBI's taxonomy places the organism in Eukaryota, Fungi, Ascomycota, Pichiomycetes, Serinales, Debaryomycetaceae. Gene Ontology annotation, cellular component: phosphopantothenoylcysteine decarboxylase complex. Gene Ontology annotation, biological process: coenzyme A biosynthetic process. The annotation marks the transcript as partial. The record is from RefSeq and is a predicted model, not a curated record. Gene Ontology annotation, molecular function: phosphopantothenoylcysteine decarboxylase activity; FMN binding. The transcript has a single exon.
CUCAAGCCCUCGCAGUCCGUAUCCUUUGGGGAUUUAGACAGUCAAGAAAGAAGCAGAAGAUUCACCAUCUCAGCCCAACCUUCCGUUGUGAAUGUUACUACACAGGUUCCCUCUAGGAAGACAUCCAUGACUACUUCCAGUAGAAAGAACUCCACCAACGAUGUUCUACUGUUCUUGACUACUCACUUGCAUGGGAGUAACCAACAUCCAAUGACAUCUGUUUCUAGUGCGAAUGGUGCUCCAGUCUCUGUUCAUGGUAAUACGUCGAGUAAUAACUCUUCAAGAGUCAACUCACCAACGACAGUUGACCCAUCUUCUUCGGCUCUUAAACUGUCUUUCUCCUUUGAGUCUGGUAAGGAAAACGAUUCCUUCAGACAGAAGUCACCUUCUCCUCCUCCGUAUGCAAGAACUUUGGGCCCUUCAGGAUUGGCCUCUCCUGCUUCGACCACUUUGAACAGCCAAACUCAACCAAUUAAAAUCACCAAUUCGGGUAACAAUAGUGCCAACGUCUCUCGUAAAGGUUCCAUGAAGAAGUCAAAUAAGACAGUAGUAGCUUCCCCAGUUGGUCCUCCCGUACCUUUUCAGCAAUAUUUAUCCAAAGAGUAUGAUGGCAAAUUCCAUAUAUUGUUGGCUUGUACAGGGUCUGUUGCUACAAUAAAAGUUCCUUUGAUAAUAGAUAAAUUGUUCCAGACCUUUGGUGCUUCUAAGAUAUCCAUCCAAUUGGUGGUGACAAAGUCUUCAGUUCAUUUCUUACGAGGUCUCAAGAUCCACAACGACGUUAAGAUUUGGAGAGACGAGGAUGAAUGGGUUAAUUAUGGCGAAGGAACAUUGAAUACUACAACCGCUUCGACUUCUGAGGCUAACCCUGCCAACAAGAAGCCAAAGAGUCCAUAUGAUAAAUUGAUAUUGCAUAACGAAUUAAGAAGAUGGGCUGACAUUAUGUUGAUUGCACCCUUGUCAGCAAAUACCCUUGCAAAAAUCGCCAACGGCAUUGCUGAUAAUUUAUUGACUUCUAUAGUUCGGUCUUGGGGUCCUUCUACUUCUGGUCAGAUUAAAAAACCGAUCCUAGUCGCCCCAGCCAUGAACACGUUCAUGUAUACCCACCCAAUUACUGCUAAGCAAUUGGCGUUGAUUGCAUCACCAGACUAUGGAAUUGAAGUAUUGAAACCAGUUGAAAAGGUUUUGGUAUGUGGUGACAUUGGCAUGGGUGGAAUGAGAGAGUGGUCAGAGCUUGUUGAUUUACUCAGAAGGAAGGCGUCUAUCAUUAGGGCAGAAAGGAAGACAAGAGAUGAAAAACUAUUGGCAGAAGAGGAUGAGGAUGGGGAUGAAGAUGAAGAUGAAGAUGAAGAAGAUGACGAUGACGGCGAUGACGGCGAUGAUGACGAUGAUGAAGAUGAUGAAGAUGAAGAUGAAGAUGAAGAUGAGGAAGACGAUGAAGAUGAAGAUGACGACGAUGAUGAUGAAGUCGAUGAAAAAUAUAAAGACAACACUGAAAGAGAAAAGACUGGGAAAGUCACUGAAGAGUCAAAAAAGCAAGAUACCGACAAAUUUGAUGACACUAACGAUAAUGAUGAAAUGAUUUUUGAAAUUACUGAUCAAGAAGGAGAA